Messenger RNA from Corvus hawaiiensis (hawaiian crow), 2454 nucleotides. RefSeq names its product SH3 domain containing GRB2 like 2, endophilin A1 (gene SH3GL2). The coding region runs from base 109 to 1167 and encodes 352 amino acids. The transcript has 9 exons. The record is from RefSeq and is a predicted model, not a curated record. Gene Ontology annotation, molecular function: protein binding. NCBI's taxonomy places the organism in Eukaryota, Metazoa, Chordata, Aves, Passeriformes, Corvidae. Gene Ontology annotation, biological process: synaptic vesicle uncoating. Gene Ontology annotation, cellular component: presynapse; glutamatergic synapse; cytoplasm.
GCAGAGAGCCCCGGCUGCGCCGCUCGGCUCGGCUCCGCUCGGCUCGGCUCCGCUCCGCUCCGCUCCGCUCCGCUCCGCUCCGCAGGGCUGCAGCGCGCUGCCCUCGCUAUGUCGGUGGCCGGGCUGAAGAAGCAGUUCCACAAAGCCACGCAGAAAGUGAGUGAAAAAGUAGGAGGUGCAGAAGGAACCAAGCUAGAUGAUGAUUUCAAAGAAAUGGAAAGGAAAGUGGAUGUUACCAGCAGGGCAGUUAUGGAAAUAAUGGCAAAGACAAUAGAGUAUCUUCAGCCAAAUCCAGCUUCCAGAGCUAAACUCAGCAUGAUCAACACUAUGUCAAAAAUUCGAGGCCAGGAAAAGGGACCAGGCUACCCUCAAGCAGAAGCCUUGCUGGCAGAUGCGAUGCUGAAAUUUGGCCGAGAACUUGGUGAAGAAUGCAACUUUGGACCAGCACUUGUUGAUGUAGGAGAAGCUAUGAAGGAGCUUUCUGAAGUCAAGGACUCUUUAGAUAUGGAAGUAAAGCAAAACUUCAUUGACCCACUUCAGAAUCUCCAUGACAAAGAUCUGAGAGAAAUACAGCAUCACCUGAAGAAAAUGGAGGGUCGACGCCUGGAUUUUGAUUACAAGAAGAAAAGACAGGGCAAGCUCCCUGAUGAAGAACUUCGCCAAGCUCUGGAGAAAUUUGAUGAAUCAAAAGAAAUUGCUGAGUCAAGCAUGUUCAACCUUCUGGAGAUGGAUAUUGAACAAGUGAGCCAGCUUUCUGCUCUUGUGCAAGCCCAGCUGGAGUACCACAAGCAGGCCACACAGAUCCUACAGCGAGUUACUUCUAAGCUGGAAGAUAGAAUAAAAGAGGCAUCAUCUCAGCCCAGGCGAGAAUACCAGCCCAAACCCCGUAUGAGCCUGGAUUUCUCGACUGGUGACAAUACACAGCACAAUGGAGGAAUAUCCCAUGCCACCACACCCAAACCAUCAGGUGUUCACAUGGAUCAGCCAUGCUGCCGAGCUCUGUAUGACUUCGAACCAGAGAAUGAAGGGGAGCUGGGAUUUAAAGAGGGUGAUAUUAUUACCCUCACUAACCAGAUUGAUGAAAACUGGUAUGAGGGAAUGCUUCAUGGCCAGUCAGGUUUCUUCCCCAUCAAUUAUGUUGAUAUUCUGGUUCCAUUACCCAAUUAGGAAUGCUGAUCCACCACCUCUGACACAGAUAGUUGUGUCAGUACCACUGCUUUCAAAAUGCUGCUUCUUACACCUUACAAGUGCAAACUGCAGUGGUUAGAGUUAUCAAUUCCUAAUGAGCAUCUUCAGUUUACGUGUUGUCAUACUAUGUGGUGGUGAUGCGUUGUAUCUUCUGAGCCAGCAUAGCAUGGAUUAGUUUAUUGACUGUGCUGGCCUGGUAGUAACCAGAGCCAUUAGUGAGAUGAAAUGGGGAAGAUGAUGGCAAGCAAAGCAGAUAGCUCAUAGUGAAGUAGCAGGAAGUGAAGGUGGUGGGAAGAUAAUGCCUAUCACCACUGUAGUACCUUUUCAGUCUUAGUUCUCUAUAAGAAGAGGGAAAAGUUCUUGCCAUUCCAUCUUUCCCUUCCUAAUGAUACAGUUCACACAGGUCUAACAUUGACUAACCAGAAUUGUAUCUUCCAACCAAACUGGCUGGCUGUUCUCACAGAGAGAGCAUAAGUGUAGAUCCUCUGGUUUCUCAGAAAGUGAACCACUGUACUGUGUGUCCUGCUGCUCUCUGCUAAGUUUUAUAUUCUUAAUUAUUGUUAAAAGGCCUAUUUCCCUCCAGAGGUAAACUGUAAGCUGUCAAAUGGGGAUUCCUGUAGUAGAAAUGUUGGACCACAAACCACCUGAAUUUGCCCUUCAGGAACUUUUAGCAUGCUCACCAAAAUGCCAGUAAAUGGGCAAGAUGGGGAAUAAAACUGGCAUUUAUUUAAUGUUUCUUGUCAAGUCUUGGCACAAAACCUUGCUGCUUAAGCACCAGAUAUCCUUUGUAAACUCAUUCACUGAGGAAUACAGUAACCAACCAAACACAACCCUCAUUUCAUUUGUUUCUGUCUAUCAUGUGUUCUUUGAACAUCAUUUGUGCAUACCCUCUCCUCAAUGAGGACAAAAUAAAAUGUCAUUUUUCUGUUGAGCAAUGAAAGACAUGUGGCUGUAUAUGCAAAAACAUUUCCCAUCUGUUUAGUUGGUUCUCCUGUGUUCCUCCUUCCUGCACUUGGUGUGUACAGUGCUGUGCCUAGCUUCUUGGCAUUCUUUUGGUAACCGUUGCAGAAGUUCUGUUAGUUUAGUUAUCCAGAGUUCUAUUUAUCUAAAUUGUACAGACUCUAUCAGAGGUUUAAUGUGCUGCUUCGAAUGUGCCACUUCAAUACUGGAUGAUGUGAAAUGAAGACAAUUCCCUACUGCUUAACAUAUAAACUAUAUCAUGGAAAGUAUUGUUAUUUCAAAUAAAUGCUGAGAGAAUAACUAGAA